Schizosaccharomyces osmophilus is the source of this 2178-nucleotide messenger RNA. RefSeq names its product mRNA cleavage and polyadenylation specificity factor complex associated protein (gene ppn1). The transcript has 3 exons. The record is from RefSeq and is a predicted model, not a curated record. Bases 1 to 2178 code for a protein of 725 amino acids. Lineage: Eukaryota; Fungi; Ascomycota; Schizosaccharomycetes; Schizosaccharomycetales; Schizosaccharomycetaceae.
AUGAAUAAUUUUAAUCAUACUCAAAAGGGUGUUAGUGAAGCUCCUUUUGACACCUCAUUUGGAAGCCAACCUAGCAACUCUUCUGGAGCCUCUCAGUUUCCGGUAACUUUGAACACAGGAGGUAAUGAUUUAGAAAAAAAUUUAGACGAAAAGCUGAUGAACGCAUUUCCUGGAUUAGAGUCUCAUGUUUUUCAGCAUUCCCAGCCACCACCACAUACGUUUGAGAUGCCUGCUUCUUUUGAAGAUCAAUACCCGUCAAAUUAUUUUCCUCUCGAGGCACCUUAUCCCAAUCAGCCACACUUUCCAUCUUUAGCAUCACCUCCUACCAAUGCAUUACCUUUUCCUACCCAAUUUCCUUACUCUGAUACGGAUAAUAGUUGGCAAAUUCCUCAAUUGCCUCCAAUUACUUCAAACAUAUCUACAGGACAAUUGGACCCUUCGCCUUUAUCUUCUUUCCAGCCCGAUAUUACUUUUCACCCCAGUGCGUCAUCUUCUUUUCAAAAUCCCGUAUUAAGACAGCCAAGUGGACCUGUUGACUUUAAAGAUACUUCCAUGAACAGUACUUCUGCUCCUACUUCUUUCUACGGAGGCAUCGAUACUUCCUCGGGCAACAUUAGCCCAAGUCCACUCGUAAGGUCGUCUUCACCUGAGAAAUUAGUCAUUGAAAAGUUAAAAUCAAAAGCAAAUCAAAAGCCGACGGAAACUUCUUUAGGAUCUUUACGACAAACACUAAAUGAAUGCCUUGAUCCAUUAAACACUAGCCAGGCACCCAAAGAAUGUGUUGCUAUUCUGGUGAACAUGAUGAGUACCGUAACUCAGGAUGAUCAGAAAUUACUCUUUCUUGAGAUUUUGAAAAACAAUAGUGAAGCAACAAUCUUCUCAGAACUAGUAGAUGGUGGUCGCAAGUUAUUUCUUCCGAAACUACGUAAUUGGUUUGUUUCUGCUAUUCGCUCUAAAUCAGAUAAAGUUAUUCAUUCAAUUUUGCUUUUGUUAUGUAAAUUACCCAUAUCUGCAGAAAGGCUUGCAGAUGUUAAGUUCGGUAAACCAAUUCUGAUUGUAAAAAAGAAAUCAGCAAAUUCCGUUAUUCGACAACAUGCUGAAAGACUCUCAGAUCUUGCCGAAAAAUCUAUUGCAGUUGAAUUAGGCAAGGAUCAAACGAAAGAUGCUGAGAAAGAACCCACUAAACCCGAAACUACUACGAAGGCAACGAAUGUGGCAUCUACAAAUAUCAAGAAUCCUUCUACAAAGAAGGUCACGAGUGUUCCUGGUACUUCCUUUUUCAAAAACUUGUCUAAUCCAUCGAAAACCGGGCCCUCUAUUACUACUGCUGCAAAACCCUCCAUAGUAGGUGCUAAGCAGACUUCUACUUCAACGCCCCUUUCCUCUAUAGUAGCUGGGCUGAAAGGGAAAGAUGCCGAUUUACAAAAGUCUCAAUCAUCAACCCAGUCGAAUACGCGUGAUGAGUUGCCUAGUUUCAGAAAGCGUUCCGCGAAAUCCGAAGAAGGAUCUGAGAAAUCUGAACCAUCCAGUGAAGAGAACUCUUUAAAGACGAAGCGCCGGAAGAAAUCCGUUGCAUGGAAAUCUGAUGAUGAGCUUGUUCAAGUCAAGAUUAUUGAGCAUGCAAAUGAAGAAGAGUCAGCUGUAAAAACCCCUCAUAUUUACGGUAGCGCAAGAGAUCUAGAUAGACAGGAAGCUCGUGUUGCUUUUGGCAAUCAAGUGGAAGACGAUGUCGAAGACGAGAUAAUUUGGUACAAGCCAAAGCCUAUUCAAUUUGCGAUUUCAAAAGAAGAAUUACAUCCACGGGGUUAUAAGCGUGGUGGUGAUCCUAACGCUAAGUCAACUUUGGAAUCUAAAGACGAGGAAGAAAGAGAAGGUCAGCUCAAUGCAAAUUCGUCUUCAAUUACGUCUGUUCUGUCAAAUGUUACCGAGCCCAUAAAAGUUUUUGAUGCCACCGCACCUCCCGUGUCAAUACCGCUUCCCAAGGAAGUUGAACAUUCCCUUCAUGAAAAGAAUAGUGAUCGAACAAGUGCCGGCGCCGAUGAACAAGUAUCUGAGAACAAUUCGAAUACUCAUUUAAGUUCUAUACUGUCCAAUCUGUCGUCAUCUGCCUCUUCCCAACAUCUUCAAAAUCCGUCCCUCAUGAUACCCAAUAAUGCAAGUGCCUCUUCAAAUGUUUAA